This is a messenger RNA of Colletotrichum gloeosporioides, 477 nucleotides long. RefSeq lists its product as uncharacterized. The transcript has a single exon. The record is from RefSeq and is a predicted model, not a curated record. Lineage: Eukaryota; Fungi; Ascomycota; Sordariomycetes; Glomerellales; Glomerellaceae. Bases 1 to 477 code for a protein of 158 amino acids.
AUGCAGAUCACCAACGCCCUCAUGACCCUGGCUCUUCUUGCCAUGGGAGUCAACGCCGCCCCCGCCCCAUUGAACAUCAACCUCGGUGCCUACUCGCCUGCCUUGGUGGUCGGUGAUGGUGCGCUCACAUUCUCUGGAGGAGCCGAAGGUGGCGCUGCCGGUGGAGGCAAGGGAACAACUGGCAAGGGAACUGGCGGCGGAAAGAAGGAGGGCGGCGCUGCCGGUGGUGAGGGUGCAGCUGCCGCUGCGGCCGCCGCCGCUGGCGCCCCAGGAACCGGCAUUGUGGCCGGACGUGAUGUCAAGAAGGUGCAAAAGCGCCAGGCCAGCGGCUUCGACCGCGCCCUCACCUUUGCCGAGGCCGCUCUCACCAAGGGCCCCAAGGUGCAACUCGGAAACGGAGAGGGUGGAGCCGGCGUCGGUAUCAUUGUCGACAACAACCCGACGGCUGCCGCGCAACCCAACCGCGCAGCAGAGUAA